AAGACUAAAGAAUCCUGUCUCACUUGCUCAACCUGUUACUGAAGGAAGGGUUAAAGAACGAAAAAGAAAAAUACACAGAGGACUAGAAGGGAGACAAGUGGGAGAGAAAGAGACCUUAAAGAUGUCUGUCUGACUGAGGGAAAUGGACACAGAUAAAUCCAGUAAUCCAUCAAAAGGACCGGAACUGAGCAAUAUCAUGGCCCCAGAGGAAACUGCCCUCGGUGACAAGCGGGAGGAAGAGAAAGAGGCAGACGUCGUUCCUGGUGGAAUUAUUGCAGUACCACCAGUCAGCCAGCGGAGGGCACAAGAGAAACACAGAUACUACACUAUAGGCCACCAGAAAAAGAAGCAGAGGUCAGCUGUGGACUUUUCUACCAUGAGCAAGGGAACAUCUGCCGUUGUGAAGACCAGAGGUGCAUUAAAGCAGGCGCUUUUCAGCCAGGGAGUGUCUGACAAAAACAGCACAUUGGAGGUGGAUGCACUGAAACAAGUUCUGGACUCUUUCAACAUGCCUGCUGAUCUGAGGUGGACGUGGGGAGAGGGAGGUACUGAAAGAGCACUGGAAAAGAGCUGGACAGACAUAGUGCACUCUCAUGAGUUUAUGUCAAAAACCCAACGACACCAACAGGAGGCGCUGUGGGAAUUUCUUAAUACUGAGCUUAACUUCAUCAACAAACUCACUAUUGUCAAAGAACUCGUGCUGGCAGCACUGUCACACUGUCAUGGACACGGAUUCCUUCAGGAAGUCAGACCCACAAUGCUCUUUUCCAAUCUUCCUUCUAUCCUUGACGCACAUCGACUCUUUUGGCAUGAAGUGAUGUAUCCAAUGUUACAAGAAGUCCGUCUCACUGGACGACCCUUUGACCCUCUGAAACUUGAGGCUGGAUGUUUGCAGUUUCCAGAGCGCUUUCCUGCAUACUUUGAAUACUGUUGGGAAGGAGAGAGAAAUGUGGAGUUUGCACGCAGACAGCUUGACACAAACCCACACUUUCACACCUAUCUUAUGUGGGUGGAGAAUCAUCCACAGUGUGGGCGAAUGAGACUCGGCGAAAUGCAGGCCAAAGCAUACCAGAGAAUAACCAAAUAUCAUCUUUUGCUAAAAGCUAUUCAGAAGAACACACAAAACCACCCCACCCAAAUCGCACUUGAGAGAAUGUUGAACAGUGUCAAUCAUUUUCUGGAAUCUAUCAAUGACUAUAUGCAUCUGAAAGAAGACCUUUCUGUUGCUGCUCAAAGGAUAGAGGGACACAAGAUAGAAGGUCUGAGUGAAGAAAUAGACAAGCAUGUCCGUGAGUUGUGCUGCUUUGAUUUGACGAGCCCGAUGAGGGGGGUUGGACCAAAUGUCAUACGGAGGCUAUUACUGGAAGAAACUUUGAAGGUCAGAGUAAGAAAGGACAACAAGGAGCUUGUGGUCCUGCUCUUCACUGAUGUGUUGUUGAUGACCAAAACACAGAGGAAAUCAGACAAACUGAAGGUAGUGCGCCCCCCUCUGCCUCUGGAGAGAAUACACUGCAUUCAGCUCAAAGAUGGCUAUUCGUUUGUGCUGGUGGAGGUUGGUGAUCUUGGUUGUUCUGUCAGUGUGAACUUCCUGUCCACACCCAGUCCAGACAACUGCGUGUCAUGGGUGUCUGCUCUGCGUGAGACGCAGGCAGCAUUAGAGUCUUUGAGGAGAAAUGAGACCAACAAAACCCUGAAGACCACAAGACAGGCAGAGCUAGUUGGAUCAGAGAGACCUCCCAUUCAGAAUAAACUGCCUGACAAAGUCAUAGAGGAUCCUGGUGGCCAGUCAGAUAGUGACAGAUCUGAUAGUGAUUUUGACCAAGCUGAGUGUCUAAACAGUUUAAAUUCUCAAAGACGCACUUCUGAGACAGAUGUGGAGACAGACGUGGAGCAAAGUAAAGUUCAACAGCCGGCAGAGGAUCAAAACUCUCCACGUGUCGGUCAUCGGAAUGAUCAGGGCAAAUCAUCUCAUGAAGAAGUUGUGGGAAAGACUGAUUCAGCUGGAUUUAAAACGAAUGAAGGGAGAAACAGGCAGUGGGAAGAGGAAGAGGUCCCAUUUAAAAUAAAUGAAAGGCGAGUUACAUGGAAACAUGAUACAUCUUCAAACUCUAAUGAAAUCACACAACAGGACUUACUUGUGAGAAAUGGACACUCGUUGUUGCCAGGUGGACAUGUGGACAAAAAUGCCACUUUUAGCCAAUCCAUGCCAAGCACUUCUUCAUCCAUCAAGCCUCUAGUAACUACACCGACAUGUAGGGCAAGUGUAGAAACAGAGAAACCACAUCUGGAUCCAUAUGAUGACUCUCAAGGAAUCAGGAAGAAUUCUUUGUGCAGCCAACCAGAAGAUGACAAUGGUUUCCUCACAGAAUCAGGGAGGUUCAUCAGGAACGUGAAGUCUCCUCGCUUACGGAAGAAGCAUCCGAAAAAUUUGCAACCAUCUAUCCACCCUGAUAGUUCCAAGGAAGCUGCGAAUGGAUUGGAGCUUCCUCCCAAUACAAACUCCAACGGGAACCAGAGAAGAGCAUCCAGAGUGCUAAAGCUGGGAUUUCUAAAAAACAACCAUGAAACAUUAUGGAACGUUCCUGAAAAGAGAUCCUCGCCAGAUCCUGAGACGCUCUCUGAACCUGAGCAGAAGCCUGAUGGGAACCGUCAAACAAAACCCAGACUAAAGACACAGAGGAGCGCCUCCAUCCAGGAGAUCAGCUCCUCUCGCAGACGCAGUCCCUCACCGCCACCAGACGCCGACCAGCUUCACCCUUCUCCGCUCCAGCACCUGCUGCAGAGGGCUAAGGAACGGGAAAAGGAACGUGCACGGGGAAAAAGAGUGGGAAAGACAAAAGAGAGGACUUCUUUUCUAAAAAAUUCUCCUACUAUCUCCGCCUCUCCAUCACCAUCGGCCAGUGAGGGAGAGAGAGAGGCAGAAGGAGAGAAAUCUGCAGGACCCCGUGUGAUAUCCACACACAGAUGGAUAGAGGGAAACGUGGAUGGAAGUGAGGAUGAGAAAGACGGAAAUGUCAUGGAGGGCGUCAGUGUUGACUGGCCAGGCUGGUGUUUUGACGAUGAGGAGGUUUUCGGUUUUGAGGACUUUGAUGCUGAAGACUGGUUUGAUCCAAAUCUGACCAUAAAUGAGCUUCGCAGGUCAGAGACGAAAAGAACAGAGCGGAAAGAUGACACUGAGUGCAGUGAGGUGUAG
Molecule: messenger RNA, 3193 nt
Organism: Rhinichthys klamathensis goyatoka
Lineage: Eukaryota; Metazoa; Chordata; Actinopteri; Cypriniformes; Leuciscidae
Gene: plekhg6
Product: pleckstrin homology domain containing, family G (with RhoGef domain) member 6
Exons: 15
Coding region: 143-3193 (1016 amino acids)
Biological process (GO): Rho protein signal transduction; endothelial cell migration
Cellular component (GO): axon; endocytic vesicle; plasma membrane
Molecular function (GO): guanyl-nucleotide exchange factor activity
Source: RefSeq, a predicted model, not a curated record